Ornithodoros turicata is the source of this 493-nucleotide messenger RNA. Its product is annotated as heat shock factor-binding protein 1-like. Gene Ontology annotation, cellular component: cytosol; nucleus. The transcript is spliced from 3 exons. The record is from RefSeq and is a predicted model, not a curated record. Bases 44 to 322 code for a protein of 92 amino acids. Gene Ontology annotation, molecular function: transcription corepressor activity. Gene Ontology annotation, biological process: cellular heat acclimation. NCBI's taxonomy places the organism in Eukaryota, Metazoa, Arthropoda, Arachnida, Ixodida, Argasidae.
UGAUUGUGACGCUGGUCGGUAGGUAGACCUGUAAGUGCUGAAGAUGGCGGAACAGGCAAGCUAUCCGUCAGCAAAAAAUCAGGAAGGAAAGGCAGAUUUAAGCAAAAACCCCCCAACAGGCGAUCAUGUUCCUGAUCCGAAGAACAUCCAAGACUUAACGCAAUACGUACAAACGCUCUUGCAACAGAUGCAAGAUAAAUUCCAAGUCAUGUCGGACCAAAUAUUGUCAAGAAUCGAUGAAAUGGGUCACAGGAUCGAUGAUCUAGAGAAGAACAUCACUGAACUCAUGACUCAAGCAGGUGUUGAUGAGGCAGAAAAGUGAAUUACAAGGUGUAUGUAGUACCCUAAAGAACUGUCAUUGCUAUGAAACAUUCUCAAGGUCAAGCUAAUUAUUGUAUAUCGCCUGUGGGGCCUAAUGGGGUUUGUUAUUAUGUUAUGUAGUGUGUUCUUUUCAUGUACUAAUAGAAUUCCAAAGUAAAUACCUUGUAUCAUA